This is a messenger RNA of Colletotrichum gloeosporioides, 891 nucleotides long. RefSeq lists its product as uncharacterized. The coding region runs from base 1 to 891 and encodes 296 amino acids. Lineage: Eukaryota; Fungi; Ascomycota; Sordariomycetes; Glomerellales; Glomerellaceae. The record is from RefSeq and is a predicted model, not a curated record. The transcript has a single exon.
AUGGCUAUCCUUUGGAGACACAGGAUCCGCAGUGUUCUCGUUACGUCAAUGAAGAAGAAGGAAUCUACGACCAUUCCGAGGGUGUGGAAGCGGGAUACUGCUGCAAUCCAUUUCCACCAAAGACCGUCGUCCACUCUGCACCCAGCCAUGACGGCGCCCCAACCUUCGCUGCGUACUCAGUCUUUGAACAUACCCCCAGAAAACUCCGAAACCGCAGUCCGACCUCUGCGCCCUCCGUUGGGCAUCGCCAUUUACGACACGACACAUAACGCUCAUCCUGCCCGCAGCGCUCGCCUAGCACGCGCUGUCUUUGAUCGUACCUCUCAGUACCGCCAACGUCGAGACUCCAGACCAGACCGAAUUGAAGUGAUCACACUUCCCUUGUCUCUAUCAUUAACAGACGCCGAACGUGCGGAAAUCUGCGCACGUCACCAUGAGAAGGAGGUCUGCAGCCGUAUGUUGAUGCUUGAUUAUGGUGAGGCAGUCUCGUGUUUUUUGCCUGGACCUGUUAUGGAAUGGCAGUAUGCGCGGAAGAUCUUUGCUAUUAACCGCUUGGACGAUAACGACAAUUAUGAGGUCGAGGUGGCCGCUUGGGAGGAGUCGUUGAACGAGGCAGAGAGUAUCGUUGAAGAGAAAGCCCGCUGGAAUCCCCAGGCGAGCCCUGGAAGCUUUCUUACCAUUGAGUGGCAACCCCGUAAGGAUGCGUGGCCCUUCCGCUUAGGCAGCGCUUUUGACCCCCAAAAGGAUAGGGAGAUGGUAGAGUAUUGUUAUGGGCUCGAGGCUCUGGGGUAUGAGUUGAUGGAGGUGACAGCUGCGAAUUCCGUCUAUUACAGCCACUUCGUAGGUGACGGCGUUCUUGAUUUCCUACUGAAGAAGGCUAGGCUAGAAUGA